Molecule: messenger RNA, 1302 nt
Organism: Theobroma cacao (cacao)
Lineage: Eukaryota; Viridiplantae; Streptophyta; Magnoliopsida; Malvales; Malvaceae
Product: 1-aminocyclopropane-1-carboxylate oxidase homolog 4-like
Source: RefSeq, a predicted model, not a curated record
UAUAGCUUAGCUUGUUAGUUAAAUUUAAUAAGAUCAAACAGAAGCAAAAAAAUGGCAGCAACUAUGAAUGGCGAAAACCAAUACGACAGAACCGAAGAAGUAAAACGAUUCGACGAAUCAAAAAUCGGAGUUAAAGGGCUAGUCGAUUCAGGCCUCACCUCCGUUCCUCGCUUCUUCAUCCACCCACCCGAAACUCUAUCCGACCUCAAACCUAAAACCAAACCCGAGUCCGUUGUCAUCCCAGCCAUCGACCUCUCGGGGCCCAGGUCAACGGUCGUGGAGCAAGUUGCCAGUGCAUCUCGAUCCUUUGGGUUCUUCCAGAUUGUAAACCAUGGAAUUCCCGUGCAGGUUCUGGACCGUACGAUUGGUUCCAUCAGAGCUUUCCAUGAGCAGCCAACGGACGUCAAGGCAAGGUUCUAUCGUAGGGACACGGGAACCGGCGUAUCCUUCAUUUCCAACAUUGACUUGUUUCACUCUAAGGCCGCGAGCUGGAGGGAUACUCUCCAGAUAAAACUAGGACCUACCCUAGCGGAGCUCGAGGAGAUUCCUGAGGUUUGUAGAGACGAGGCAGUUGAGUGGAACAAAGAGAGCAGAGCAUUAGGGGAGCGGUUGAUGGGGUUGUUGUCCGAAGGGCUGGGUUUGGAUACGGACAGGCUCAAGAACACUACCUGUUUGGAGGCAAGACUUAUGGUGGGCCACUACUAUCCUUGCUGUCCCCAGCCUGAUCUGACGGUUGGCCUUUCAUCUCAUACGGAUCCGGGAGUCCUGACGGUGUUGCUGCAGGAUCACAUUGGUGGUUUGCAGAUUAAGCAUGAAGGGGAAUGGGUGGAUGUCAAACCUGUUCCUGGUGCUCUUGUUAUAAACAUUGCAGAUAUUCUUCAGAUUCUGUCAAAUGACGAGUACACAAGUGUGGAGCAUAGAGUGCUGGCCAAUCCUUCCCAUGAACCUCGUGUGUCGGUUGCUGUUUUCUUCAAUGCUAGUGCCAGGGAUGCCUUAUAUGGACCAUUUCCUGAGCUUACUUCAGCAGGGAAACCAGCCCUCUACCGUCAAUUCACAUAUAAUGACUACAUGAGAAGGUUCUUCACCAAGGAACUGGAUGGCAAAACUUUGACAAAUUACUAUAGACUGUAGGGGAGAAGAUAAAACCAUAUGGUACUUUGUAGUUUCUGAGGUAAGAAUAUUCUGCAAAUCAGACCCUUAUAUUUUCAAGUCAGUAUACAAUAAGAAAGCUCAAUAAUCUUUGCCGUAAGUAGCGGGGAAACAUAUCAAAAUUACCUGGAAUGGAUUCUGCAAAUUUUCGUA